AUGAAUUACAAUAUCGUGAAUUUCCUACUGAUUACCUUCUAUGUCCGAGAUAUCGUCGCUGAAAAUUGUGAAGUGCUUACUGCUACUGAUGAAGCACAGAGCUUCGUUAUAAAGAACAAUAUCACUGACUGUCAAUAUCGUGUCCAAUCGAAUUCCGGUAAACCGUUGAAGGUAUUUGUCAACGCGACAAGUGGAACCGAUUGUGUGAAGGUGACCAGUGGGGAUAAAUCAGAAACGCUGUGUUCAACAGGUACAACGACUGAAUUCAAAUCCAGCUCGGCGAUUGAUGUGAGUGCGGAUUCCGUUACCACAACCACUACAACAGCAACGGCCACUAUUACAACUACACCUACGACAGCUCCAACUCCACCAAGCUCAGAAGAAACCAAAGACAAAAACAACAAAGAGGUACCAAGUCCCGGGACCGCGGAAAAUGCAUCAGCGAAAGCAGAGAAAGAACCACAGCCAGCGGGCGAAAAAGAAGUAAAAAUGAGUGCAGAAGAAAGAGCAUUAGAGGAAAAUUUGCAGAAGCAUGGGACGAGUGGAACCAAAUGUGUAACAGUAACUAGUGACGGCAAAACUGAAACGCUGUGUCCAUCCAGUGCAAAGAAUCAGUUUACAUCUGACUCAUCGAUUGAGGUGAGCGCGAGUUCAGAGGCCACAACGAGAAAACCAACUGAGGCCACAACAGAACCAACGACAAAACCUACAGAACAAUCUCCACCCGAGGAGCCAUCGGAUUCAGAGCAGCAGCAAUCGCCCAAACACCCGAAUAGCCCGAGAGCAGAAGCAAAUGUUCAACAAAGCCAAGCAUCGAAGACUAGUGCACAACAAGACGGCCAAGGGAAACAAAAUCCAGAAGAUGAAGGAUCAAAGGAACAAAAAUCUUCACUCAAGGCUGCGCUUUUAAGGAAAGCUAGAGAUAAUUCUGAAACCGCUGGAUCCAACGAUGUCACUGUCUACUACGUAUUAGAUGAGUGUUAUAUAGCAGCUAAUGUGCCGCACGUACGGAAGACAAACAAAUGCUUUGAAGUAUGUUUCAAAGUUUUUCCGGCUGUAUUCAAAUUGCACUAA
This is a messenger RNA of Echinostoma caproni, 1074 nucleotides long. Lineage: Eukaryota; Metazoa; Platyhelminthes; Trematoda; Plagiorchiida; Echinostomatidae. The record is from the annotation of a GenBank genome assembly.